CACGCGGGGAUCUUCCUUCCCUCCUUGCUGGCUCCUCCUGCUCCACGCCUGCCACUUCUCAAGAGUGCCGCCGCGACCGAGCAGCAGACGCCUGGGGCUGAGGGCAAAAAGCCCUACUGGGCAGCCACGUCAAAGCCACAAGCCCUGCCAAGAGCAGCGGGCCCGCAGCUCGAGCUGUCUGCGAGUCGGUCCAGGCAGCUCCCCUACAGCUGGCAUCUCCCCGGGUGCCCCAGAGGCAGCGAGCGGCUCAGGCUCGGGGAGGCGGGCAGCUGCUGCAGGCAGAGGAGGGGCUUGCCUGACCGACCACUUGCUAUAAAACGCUCGCUCAGCCCCUGACACACUCCACACGGAGCAGCCUGCUUCUUCUUCGGAGAGACACGCAGCCGUCGCAUGGCACGCACAUGUGUGCAGCUGGGAGGAAACACCAGCUGCAUGUCCUGAGGCCACAGCACUUAGCCCCUGCAGCGCAAACACAGCCAACCAGGACAAGAGGACCAGCCCUGGACACGGACCAGGAGUGCCGCGAACCCAGCACGGGAAACGCUCCUGCUGGGAAAGGCACACGGAGGAGGAGGAGACAACCACAGGGAUUGAGCCCUUCACGGGAGGAGAGACCACGAGGAGCCAGCUGACCCUCCGCUCCUUGAGUCUUCCGAGGAGGAUGGAGGCGCAGAGCUGAGGGUCUUGACGCGCAACGGUCCCACCUGCCCGCCCCCAGCCAUGUCCUUUGCCAUGCUGCGCUCGCCCCCCAGCCGAUACCUGUACCCUGAGAUCAGCAUGUUGUCGGAGGAUGAAGAGAACGGCAGCGAAAGUUCUGGCUCUGACGAGAAGCCCUACCACCUGGACGCCGGCGGCUACGGCCUCAAAAGCGGCAAGCGCAGGAGCAGCAAGAAGGCCGACCGGAUCAACAGGGAGCCCCGCCAGCGCCACACGGCCAACGCACGGGAGAGGGACCGGACCAACAGCGUCAACACGGCCUUCACCGCCCUGAGGACUCUCAUCCCCACUGAGCCGGCGGACCGGAAACUCUCCAAAAUCGAGACUCUCCGCCUGGCUUCCAGCUACAUCUCACACCUGGGCAACGUACUCCUGGUGGGGGAAGGGUGCGGAGACGGGCAACCGUGCCACACCACGCCAGCCUUCUUCCACCACAGCAGCGCCAGCGGCGGCAGCCCUCCCACGCGGGAAAGCGAGAACUCGCAACCCAAGCAGAUCUGCACUUUCUGCCUUAGCAACCAGAGGAAGAUGACCAAAGACCGAGACAGGAAGACAGCAAUUCGGAGUUAGACGACAGACGGACGAUGGGCUCAGGAUGGAGGAGGAGCAGGAGCAGGAGGAGACAAGC
This is a messenger RNA of Sphaerodactylus townsendi, 1345 nucleotides long. RefSeq names its product scleraxis bHLH transcription factor (gene SCX). Gene Ontology annotation, biological process: regulation of transcription by RNA polymerase II; developmental process. Lineage: Eukaryota; Metazoa; Chordata; Lepidosauria; Squamata; Sphaerodactylidae. The transcript has 2 exons. The record is from RefSeq and is a predicted model, not a curated record. Gene Ontology annotation, molecular function: RNA polymerase II transcription regulatory region sequence-specific DNA binding; DNA-binding transcription factor activity, RNA polymerase II-specific; protein dimerization activity. The coding region runs from base 721 to 1287 and encodes 188 amino acids.